Molecule: messenger RNA, 7316 nt
Organism: Doryrhamphus excisus (bluestripe pipefish)
Lineage: Eukaryota; Metazoa; Chordata; Actinopteri; Syngnathiformes; Syngnathidae
Gene: unc5db
Product: unc-5 netrin receptor Db
Biological process (GO): netrin-activated signaling pathway; axon guidance
Cellular component (GO): membrane
Molecular function (GO): protein binding; netrin receptor activity
Source: RefSeq, a predicted model, not a curated record
AAGCAUGAUGGGUGCUCGGGAUGCCGGAGCCGAGGGGAGGAACUCCGAGCGCUUGCCUUCAUCGCUUGUGGUCACGGCGAUAGAGAAGCGAAGAUGCGUCUUCUCUUCCGUCCGGUAACGCAACCCUCAAGCUCCUUUAUCUUCUCCCGAAGCCACAAACUCCUCCAUUCCCGGCUUUCCGGAGAGGACUUCCAGGGUUCCCGAUGGUCCACCGCGGAGGAGCCAGUCAAAGUACAAAGCAAAGCUCCUCCAACCGGGGACCGCUACACCGCGGCGGUAUGGGUGCGCUGAGGAAAGGGCGUCACUUUACCACGGCUGGUCUCCUACUUCUUAUUUGUUGCGCAUCUGUCGCCUCCAAAGGUGCAACAGGGGACGCUCACCCGGGAGCCCAACCCCCAGUGCAGGGCACCCUGCCACACUUCAUCCAGGAGCCAGAGGACGCCUACAUCGUCAAGAGCAAUCCCAUUAAACUGCGCUGUCGAGCCACACCAGCCUUGCAGAUCUUCUUUAAAUGCAACGGAGAAUGGGUUCACCAGAAUGAGCACUUUUCCCACGAGUAUAAAGACAUCACCACUGGACUGAAGGUACGAGAGGUGAUGAUCAACGUGUCCCGUCAGCAGGUAGAGGAUUUCCACGGCCCAGAGGACUAUUGGUGCCUUUGUGUGGCUUGGAGUCACCUGGGUACGUCCAAGAGUCGCAAGGCUACUGUUCGCAUCGCAUACCUGAGAAAAAACUUUGAGCAGGACCCCCAGGGGAAGGAAGUGCCAAUCAAUGGGAUGAUCGUUCUGCAUUGUCGCCCUCCAGAGGGAGUGCCUGUGGCGGAGGUGGAAUGGCUGAAGAAUGAAGAGCUUGUGAGUUCCUCAACUGACGACAACAUCGACACCAGGGCAGACCACAACCUCAUCAUAAAUGAGGCUCGUCUCUCCGACUCGGGCAACUACACCUGCCUGGCGAGCAACAUCGUGGCCAAGAGACGCAGUGGAAGCGCCACCGUGAUGGUCUUCGUUGAUGGCGGCUGGUCCCUGUGGACAGAGUGGUCACCCUGCAAUGUGCCAUGUGGGCGAGGUGUACAGAAGAGAUCUCGGACCUGUACUAACCCGGCACCGCUGAACGGUGGCGCUUUCUGCGAGGGCAUGUCUGUACAGAAGAUAUCCUGCAGCUCACCCUGUCCAAUUGAUGGAGGCUGGGAUGAGUGGAGCCAAUGGACUGUAUGUGGGACGCAGUGCGAGAGACAGCGUAAACGGGGGUGCAACUCUCCGGCGCCCAAACACAGAGGCAAGAUGUGCGAAGGAAGCGCAGAGUCCACUGAGAACUGUUCAGAUGGACAGUGUACGCAGGAUCAAAAGCUGCUAGAUGACGUUAAACCUCAAAGUAUGGACGACGGUACCAAUGACAUAGCUUUAUACUCAGGUUUGGGAGCCGGCAUUGUUACCGUGGCUAUCCUGGUAGUGGCUAUCAUGCUGUACAGGAAAAAUCAAAGCGAAUACGGCGUGGACGUCAUUGAUUCCUCUGCACUCGCCGGGGGAUUCCAAUCUUUCAACUUCAAGGCUGCCAGUCAAGGCAACCCCCUGCUGCUCAACUCAUCAAUACCACCCGAUUUAACGAUGGGCCGCACCUACAGCACUCCCCUGUGCUUCCAGGAUGCUGCAGACAAAGAGCUAUUCGACCCCUUGCCAGACAUCAAGGUCAAAGUGCAAAGCUCAUUUAUGGUCUCACUUGGCGUGGCGGAGCGGGCGGAGUUCCAUGCCAAAGCCCCCGUUGAGACUCUCCCACACGACCUGAGCCGGGCUUACUGCAGCUCAAUGGACAGAUGCAAGCCAGGUCUGCUCACCUUCAAUGGACCUUUGAGAACCUGUAAAGAGCAACUGAGGACCACUGGUGUUUUUGGUUACCCUGGAGGACGGCUGGUGGUACCCAAUACUGGAGUCAGCCUUCUGGUGCCGCAUGGAGCUGUGGCUGAAAAUAUGUCCUGGGAGAUGUACAUGGUGAUCAGUCCAGGAGAGGCAAGUGUCAAUACACUGCAAGGCUAUGAAAUCCUCCUGAGCCCAGAGGUGACGUACGGUCCUCCCGGUCGGGACCUAUCCUGUCCAGUGGUCAUGACCAUGGCUCACUGCGCUGAGGUGGACUCUGAGAAUUGGAACAUCCAGCUCAAGAGGAGGACCCGGGACAGUAAAUGGGAGGAGGUGAUGUUGGUGGAGGACGAGUCCACGUCGUGUUACUGCCUAAUGGACUCAACCAGCUGCCACCUGCUGCUUGACCAGCCUGGUUCAUACACCCUGGUGGGAGAGCCCCUGACACAGGCCGCCAUCAAGAGACUGAAGCUGGCUGUGUUUGGGAACAUGGAGGCCACUUCCAUGAACUACAGCCUGCGGGUGUACUGUGUGGAUGAUACACCACUUGCUUUUCAGGGAGUCGUGGCCACAGAGAAGAGCAGAGGGGGUCAGCUCCUCGAAGAGCCAAAGAUGUUGCCUUUCCGAGCAAACACCUUCAGCCUCCAGGUGUCCAUCCAGGAUGUUCCUCAGUUCCUGUGGAGCAUCAAACCCUUUACCACUUGUCAGGAAUUCUCCUUCCCCCAAGUGUGGUGCAGCAACCAGCAGCCCCUGCACUGUGCCUUCUCUCUGGAGAGAUACAGCCCCGCCACCACCCAGCUCUCCUGCAAAAUCAGCGUGAGCCAGGUCAAAGGGCAUGAUCAAAUUCUGCAGGUUUACACAGCUGUUUGUGAGACUCAAAAGGAGUUGGUUCCAAUUUUCAUGCAGACAGACUGCACCAUCACAACCCAGACAGGACCCAAGGCCUUCAAAGUCCCAUCAUCCAUCCGCCAGAGGAUUUGUGCCACCUUUGACACUGCCAAUGCCACAGGCAAGGACUGGCAACUAUUAGCCCAUAAGCUCCACUUGGAUCGAAACCUGGGUUAUUUUGCAAAGCAGCCGAGUCCAUCAGCGGUCAUCCUGAGCCUGUGGGAAGCUCGCCACCAGAACGCGGCUGACCUUGACUCUCUUGCCAGUGCCCUCGAGGAAAUUGGCAAGAUCCAUUCCAAAAGUUCCCCCAAGGAUCAGGAUGAGCCUGAGACGGACUCGAAUCAAAUACAGAAAAGCAGCCCGAGAGGAACAUGCACAUUUCCAAAUCAGGAAAGGAGUCCGCAUCUCGACAUCCAGGCUGAGGGAGAACCAUGAAGAUAUCUGUGUGACCUCUAAUUGUUACGGUUUGGUUCAAGGUCAACGCAAUCUCAACAGGUAGAGAUGUUUUUUUCCUCAAGUUUAACUUUUUUGUUUUUACAAAUGACAUUAUUUUGUUAAGUAGUUUCUGAAUUGGUGUGAAAAGAAGUGGAAUGGCCUCUGUGAUAUAUUUUUUAAUAGAAAAUACUUGUUUUGGUGUCAUUAAAAAAUAUGACUACAUUAUUAUCAUUAUCGCCACUUCACACUUCCAUUUUCGAUGGUUCAUUCUAUCAUGUUUUUUUCAACAAAUUAAUUAAUUAAUCAUGCAGUUUCAGUGCAAAAAAUAUACAUAUUUAAGCAAAUCAGAAUAAAACAAGCAUUUUAAAUCAUGCAAAAAUGGCAAAAUUAACAAUAAUACAAAAACUGGUCGUGAUGUGUCAGAAACGUUACUGUAAUUGUAGGUGAGAAACACAAACACUAGACUUGAUCACCAAAACAACAGACAUUUAUUGAAUGAAUUAUCUCAGUCAUAUCGCAGUCAUAAUAAUCCCAAGGGGGUUAUAGUUCAGACCAGAACACAUAUACAGUAAUACCUUAUUUACAGUAUGUGUAUUACGUCUACUAUGGCUUUAAAGGUGACUAUGGGGGUGCUAUUUCAUGUCUAGAGGUUGUUUACUAUGAAUAUACUGUAUUCCAUUUAUGAAUAUGGAAUUCUACUUCACGGAAAUUCAUUUAUUGCAGUAGCGUCUGAAAUCAAUUAAUCACGAUAAACGAGGGACUACUGUAUAUUAAUCUCUUGAAAUUCCCAAAAAAUCUAGUUUUAUUAUAAGGUGAAGACAAUAUUGUAUAUUGUAUGAUUGAAUGACAUACAUCAUUUAUAUCAUAUAAUAUAAUUAUUAUUAUAUAAGAGUGAGAUUUCAUGAUGUGUCAUUGCUGAUCAAAGGUUCCUCCACCAUCGAGAUGGCAAACAUGGCAGAAGGUGUAAAGUUUAAUUUCUCUCGUGCUGUAGGGAGUGCAUCACCGCCUCCGUCAAUCAAUUACACCAUUAAGAGCUGUCACGUUGACAGCAUCAGCACCUCUUAAUAAAAUUAUAUUAAUCUGAUAUUUAUGUACUGGGCUAGAGGUAAAUCCUGGACUAAAAAUACACACGUAAAAGUAAAAGUUCACAAAAGUAUCUAGUGUUAGUUUUUAUCAUGAAUAUUAAUUUGUAAUGCAUUUAAUUGAAUCAAUCGCGUUAAAACCCAUAUUAUUAUUCUAAGAUCUGUCGUGAUGCUGCAAUAAAAAGAUGAACGUUUGGAUUUAUCGUUGCACGCUAAAACAGAUACCACAUUAGACGCCUAAUGUGUCAUAACAACAAAUUGACACUUCAGUAUAUUAGCAGGAGAAAUAUGAAAUGGAAUGCUUUUCUACGCUUACAUGUCUUGUGGGUUUUUGGCUUUUUACUUCCAUUUAUGGGACAAUAUUGAAAAUACAGUAAACUUCGCAUAUAUCGGACUCGGAUAUAUCGGAAAUUCGCUCACAACGGACAGAUAAAAAAGAACCGAUUUUUCUGUAAUGCAUUUCCAAUAAAAAUUCAUUGCAUAUAUCGGAUUUUUUAUAACGGAUUUUGCCUAUUUCGGACAAAAUCUCCAGUCCCGUUCCAAUGCAUUUCCAUGAAAUUUCCCUGGCAUAUAUCGGAUGGCCGCAUCGUGGCGCUCCGAUUCGCCGAAUCGUGACAGGCCGCUAUACGACGUCAUUUGCAGCGUUUGCAGCGUUGCCUGCGCGUCCAGGUACAUUGGAAACAUAGUCAAGGAAGUGCCUUUUUAUAACGGAUAAAAUCCCAUUUACGCAUAUACCGGAUAUAAAUCCCAUAUAUGCGUAAAACGGACAUUUUCCGGUAUACGCAUAUAACGGAUUUCGCUUAUAUCGGACAAAACCAGUGGGAACAAUUGAAUCCGAUAUAUCCCAGGUUUACUGUAUUGUCCCUUGCCGAAGCAUCUGAGUGGUCAAUUGCAUCUUUUGGAAAUUUGAACAAAUUUGAACAAGUUCACUCCUCGAGUGUUGUAGCAAAAGCCUUCAAAACAACAAGCAAUCAUAAUAAAUAUGAAUAAAAUAUAUAUAUAUAUAAGAAACAGGCAGCACGGUGGUCGAGUGGUUAGCGCGCAGGCCUCACAGCUAGAAGAUCCGAGUUCAAUUCCACCUUCGGCCAUCUCUGUGUGGAGUUUGCAUGUUCUCCCCGUGCAUGCGUGGGUUUUUUUUCUGAGUACUCCGGUUUCUUCCCACAUUCCAAAAAACAUUUCUGGUGCUAUAUGAACAUAAUCAUAAGUCACAAAUUUGAUGAAGUUGAGUAUAUAACAUUUUAAGCAUUAAGAAAAUGAUGGUGAUCAUGCAACACAUUAGCCACGUUUACAUGGACCCAAAUAUUCCAAUUCCAUUCGGGUUAUUUGAUCAAACGGAAAGAAUGUAACCUUUGUAUACACCUCAUUCCCAAAGAAAAGUGCCAAUCCCAAUGAAUAUAUAAUGGGAUUCCCAGGGUUGGAAUAUUCCUUUAACCAAUCCGAUUGAGGUAUCUUGUACCCGCUCAAACGGAAAGUUGUCACACUGCGUUCUUCUUCUUCUUCUGUUGUUUAUUGGCGGUUGGCAAGCAGCUUUGGUGUGCAUUAGCGCCAUCUGUGGAACAGAAUCUAAACCCUUCUAUACGCCAUUCACAAGUCCACUUUUAUUCAAAAAAGAAAAUACAUAUCUAUAUAAAACAUGUGCCUGGCUUAAUUAUAAAAUAUUAGCAAGAUUGAACUUUAUCUUUUCUUGUUCCCGGGUGCGUUCUUUCAGCCAAUGCUGAGAUAUGACGUAACACGCAGAUCCAGACGUUCUUCAGUUUUAAAAAUGGAGGCCAGCAAUCGGCACUGGACUGAUACGGAAAGUUUGUUUUUGAUUCAAACUAAAUUCCAAGACUGAACGAAGGAAAAACUGGCAAUACAAAGUUAUUCCAAUAAGUGAAAAAAAAAAGUCCAGGAAGUCGGUAUCACGUGAUGUUGGUGUUUACGCUUUACUGGGCAUGCCCCAUUGACUAUUCUAGCAUGUUUUUGGAAUGUGGGAGGAAACCGGAGUACAUGGAGAAAGUCCACACACGCACGGGGAGAACAUGCAAACACCACACGGAGAUGCCCGAGGGGGGAAUCGAACACAGGUCUCAUCGCGCUAACCACUCGUUCACCGUGCAUUCUUUAUUAUAAACUAAAAAUGAUCAUAGCCGGAGCAUAGAAAAUAUUUUUAUGUUCUUCUGAAUACAUUUUUAACAUUAUUAUUAUGAUUAUAGCGCCGCAUGUAGACACGCCAUUGGAAUAUUCCUUUUCCAUGUAUACCAUUGCUUUCGGAAAAGUCAUUCGGAAAGAUUCCAUUCAGAAAGAGAAAAAACUCCUCAUGUAAACGUGGCUACUGUUUUUUUUUUCAUUUAUCCAAAGAUCCAUCCACUCAUCCAUCUUUGAUCCAUCUACUCCAGUUUAUCGUUCUCAGGGUCACAGAAGCUGGAGCCUAUACCAUCAGGCUACAACCCUGGACUGGUCGGCAGGCAAUCACAGCAACAACAUACGGCAGCACCACGAGCGACCAUUGGUCCAAAGAGGCGGUUUAAAAAAAAAAAAUUAUUGUACUCUUUGAUAUUUUAGUUGACUAUUUUGAACAAUAUUGUAUGAUCAGUUACUUACGAUUGCAGGUAAUGUCAUGACUGAAUGGUCUCCGAUGUGGUACAUGUGAUUGGUUUUCGGGGGAGAACUUGCAUAGUUUUUCAGUUUCCUCUACAUAUAUGCAUUACCAAACCCCCCCCCCAAAUGUCGACUUUUACACAAUUUCUACACGAUGUGAAACCUUUGGUUGACUCUUUAACUGUGACACAAUGGAAGACGUAAACCAGGGAUGGGCAAACUACGGCCCCAUCCGGGGGCCACAUCCGGCCCGCCAAGUGUUUGAAUGCGGCCCGUCCGUUCUUUCCAAAGUAUUUCAUUUAAACUCAACAUACAAGCUGGCAUCAUGGCUUGAGUCGACCUUUUGAUGGUUGAAGUAGCUGUUUUGUCAAUUUGGUUAUUUGAUGUGGUCUGUUUUUUACAAAGUGCACCUGAAUGAAGGGACACAAGCACAUAAUAACAAUAAUAAUAAGAAGAAGAAGAACAAUAACAAGAGGACCCA